Messenger RNA from Zootoca vivipara (common lizard), 1058 nucleotides. RefSeq names its product DIRAS family GTPase 2 (gene DIRAS2). Gene Ontology annotation, cellular component: membrane. The record is from RefSeq and is a predicted model, not a curated record. Gene Ontology annotation, biological process: signal transduction. Gene Ontology annotation, molecular function: GTPase activity; GTP binding. Lineage: Eukaryota; Metazoa; Chordata; Lepidosauria; Squamata; Lacertidae.
CAGGCGCCAUUUAGGUACUAAUAGCAGCUGAUGCAGCAGCCAGAGCCAGAGCGCCUGUGCCACAGAGAGGAGAGAGAGUAACUGGAGGGACAGAAGCAUUAAACACGGCCCAGACAUCCAGAGAGGAAGAGAGGGAGCUGGCAUCCCAGUGAAUAAAGCGCAAGAAACACCAGGAUCACCAAAGAACAGCCACCCAUUGGACAUAAAGCAGAAGAGGGAAGAAGGAAGGAUACAGAACUAAAAAACAGCCAGCUCCCAGCCUCGGCAGAAAGGCUCUUCUACCUCAGCUACUAUGACAGGCAAUAACUGAAGCAUCUUUAUCAGACUUAUUCUUCUCAGGUUUCUUUUCCUCGUUGAGCAGCGCAAAGCUUGAAAAACCAUGCCUGAACAAAGCAAUGAUUAUCGGGUGGUGGUGUUUGGAGCAGGAGGAGUUGGCAAGAGUUCCUUGGUCCUGAGAUUUGUUAAAGGCACCUUCAGAGACAGUUACAUCCCUACAAUUGAAGACACCUACAGGCAGGUGAUCAGCUGCGAUAAGAGCAUAUGCACUUUGCAGAUCACUGACACAACAGGGAGCCAUCAGUUUCCUGCCAUGCAGCGCUUGUCUAUUUCCAAAGGACAUGCUUUCAUUUUGGUCUACUCAGUCACCAGCCGGCAGUCCUUGGAGGAACUCAAGCCUAUCUACGAACAGAUCUGCCAAAUCAAAGGGGAUAUAGACAGCAUUCCGAUCAUGCUGGUGGGGAACAAGAAUGAUGAGGAUCACAACCGGGAGGUACAGACCAACGAUGGAGAAGCGCUGGCCAAAAAGUGGAAGUGUGCCUUCAUGGAGACCUCUGCCAAGAUGAACCACAAUGUGAAGGAGUUGUUCCAGGAGCUGCUGAACUUGGAAAAACGCAGGACUGUGAGCUUGCAGAUUGACGGCAAGAAAAGCAAGCAGCAGAAAAGGAAAGAGAAGCUGAAAGGCAAAUGUGUCAUUAUGUGAAAAUAGCGCUAUCCCGGAGCUGCCAUCUAGACUCCGUCUUCUGACUGUACCAUGUUUCAGACCUGUACACAAUGGGGGG